This is a messenger RNA of Gongylonema pulchrum, 486 nucleotides long. The record is from the annotation of a GenBank genome assembly. Lineage: Eukaryota; Metazoa; Nematoda; Chromadorea; Rhabditida; Gongylonematidae.
AUGGAUCAGCAGCAUGAUCCAUACGAUGAGCCGACAGCGGACGAGCUGGUCGAACGACACCGUAAUAUCCAUUCAAGUUCAACAACACCGCCCACCCCAAAACGACCACCGUUGACGGUGAUGAAACGUGGGAACAGUAUUGUGAGCAGCGUGGAUAGCUGUUCGUCACCGAUCUGCACUUUUGGACGUGAUUAUGUCUAUUCGCUGCACCAGAACGUGAAAUCGUCGUUGUUAUAUGGGAAGAAUAACGUGACAGUAACGAUAUCACCAGAUGGUCCGCCACUAAAGGGAUAUUUGUCGCUGCAUCAGAAUUCACCGGGUAACGUAACCGUCAAGUGGACGCCAAAUCAACUGAUGCAUUCAAGCUCGCAGCCGUCAUCUGCAUCCUAUGAACAUCAUGCAUGCGAUAACAAUUGGUUAUGGAGGCAUACACUGAACAUAAGCAUCAACGAUAUUAUCUAUGUCCACAUACAUCAGUAUGGUUAG